UAAGCCAGUUAGCUAUUAAUCAUUCUAUCAUUUAAACUAUUCAAUUUGAAGGAUUUUGUUAAAAGUGCCCUGUAUUAUUGCACAUUAAGGUAAAAAUACCUCGAAAAUAUAUUUUUCUGAUGUUCUUUCCCAACGCUGUAAACGUCCUUUUGGUUGCAAUCAUGGCGACUCUCGACCAUCAGACUGAGAGGGCUUUCCAGCACCAGCCCACUAUUAACCUGAACAAGAAGGGACAGAAGGGUGGAAAAGCCCUCAGAUACCACAGAAAUGUUGGUCUUGGUUUCAAGACUCCUCGUGAGGCCAUCUCUGGCAUGUACAUUGACAAGAAGUGCCCGUUCACGGGUAACGUGUCGAUCCGCGGCCGAAUCCUGACUGGCGUCGUGCAGAAGAUGAAAAUGCAGCGCACCAUCGUCAUCCGCCGCGAGUACCUGCACUACAUCCGCAAGUACAACCGCUUCGAGAAGCGCCACAAGAACAUGAGCGUCCACAUGUCUCCCUGCUUCCGGGACGUGAAGAUCGGCGACACGGUGACCGUGGGCGAGUGCCGGCCUCUGAGCAAGACCGUUCGCUUCAACGUGCUCAAGGUCGUCAAGAGCUCCGGCUCGAAAAAGUCAUUCGCCAAGUUCUGAAUCAUGCAACGCCGAUGAAAAUAAAUAAGAAAUGCCACUUC
Amphibalanus amphitrite is the source of this 670-nucleotide messenger RNA. RefSeq names its product 40S ribosomal protein S11-like. The record is from RefSeq and is a predicted model, not a curated record. Gene Ontology annotation, molecular function: structural constituent of ribosome. NCBI's taxonomy places the organism in Eukaryota, Metazoa, Arthropoda, Thecostraca, Balanomorpha, Balanidae. Gene Ontology annotation, biological process: translation. The transcript has 4 exons. Gene Ontology annotation, cellular component: cytosolic small ribosomal subunit; ribosome. Bases 120 to 629 code for a protein of 169 amino acids.